AUGACAUCCAACGACUUUAUCCUCGCACAACAGCGCCUUGCCGCUCGUCAUCAAGCCCGCGAAGUAGCAGCCCAAACCCACCUCAAUCGUCGACGCAAUACCGCUAUCUCCCAACGCGUUUCCUCCCUCCCUUUCCCCUUCUCUCGACUAGGGACUGCGGGUCUCACAACAUGGGAUGUAAUAUCUGGACGCGAAGGGACCCGUCCCUCGUUUCGAGUCGGUCAGGUCGAUGCUGAGUUAUUGGACGAGGAGUUGUUGCAGCUGUUGAAAGGGCAAGUAGGGGAAGGCUUCAAGUAUUUCGGAAAUCAUAUCCAAGAUGAUUGGUCUGCGGAAAUAAUGCUGGCUCUGCGCGCUAUUCUUUUUAAACUCAGUAUAUGGGAUCAUGAUGCUACGUACGGGGCUACGUUGCAGAAUCUAAAGUUUACCGAUGCGCGACAAUCCGGGCACGUCCUUGUAUCUCCAUCGAAAUGGCAGAAGAGUUUAUAUGGACUCUUCACUGUAGGCGGCAAAUACGCCUGGACACGCUGGGAAAACUACUUGGUUGAUUCCGACGACGGGUACAGCACCCCCUCGCCCCUUAUCAGUCGACUCUCGCGAAUUACAGACCUCUUCACAAACGUUCAUUCCACCGCCGCCUUCGCAUCCUUCCUCAUAUUCCUCGUAAACGGCAGAUAUCGCACCCUACUCGAUCGAAUCUUACGAUUACGACUCGCGCCCCCAACCAGCCAGGUCAGCCGGGAAGUAUCAUUUGAGUACCUGAAUCGCCAACUCGUCUGGCAUGCCUUUACCGAAUUCCUCCUAUUCGUUCUCCCUCUCGUAGGUAUCUCUCGCUGGCGACGCUUACUAUCACGCAUUUGGAGACGCACGAAAUCUCUCGUCAACACAUCAUCUCCCGACGAGCUCUCCAACAACACCAAAAAAGGCGAACUUUCCUUCCUCCCCGAACGUACAUGUGCCAUCUGCUACCAUGAUCAAAACGCGCUCCAAGCAACCGAAGAAGGAGCCAUGGCCGCAGCGGCCAGCACCGGCGUAAUCGGCAGCGCGCAAACCGACAUCACAAAUCCAUACGAAACAGCAGAAUGCGGAUGCAUAUAUUGUUUUGUAUGUAUCGCAAGUAAACUCGAAGCCGAAGACGGCGAAGGCUGGACCUGUCUAAGAUGCGGCGACGAAGUCCGAUCCUGCAAAGCUUGGAGCGGAGAUGUAAUCAUCAAAGCCUCAACCGGUAUCGUAGAAAAUAAAGACGAAACCCCCAAGGGAAGAAAAAGCGUAGAAUUCCAAGACGACAGACAGAUGAAAAUUAUGGAUCCGUCGCCUCAUCCAGAACCUACAAUUUCAAAUACAAAUACAAAUACAGAACACGAACACGAACAUCAUAAUCAUAGAAGAAGAGAUGAAAAUGACGGUGAUGGUGAUGGUGAUGGUAUUUCAUCAGAUCAUGAGUCUCUGCUAGGACAAGAGGAAGCCUAUGAUGAAGAAGAAGAUCAGGGGUUAGAGGAUUAUGAAGAUGAAGCCGAGUGA
Molecule: messenger RNA, 1518 nt
Organism: Sclerotinia borealis F-4128
Lineage: Eukaryota; Fungi; Ascomycota; Leotiomycetes; Helotiales; Sclerotiniaceae
Source: the annotation of a GenBank genome assembly